CCCAAGCCGGGGCUGGCAAGGGUCCCCUCUCCUCUUUUCGUUUGGAUAUCAUAGACUUGGUUUAUACCUGCCCUGGGUAUCAACAAGGAAUCAUUAACUACUAUACCCGCUUGGUUUCCCUCUCCAUCCAUCCUCCAUAGCCCUGAGUCAGGAUAGAAGCACACCGCACUUCGCGCAACAUGAGCGCCCCCCAUAGUAACAGUGCCCCAGCGUGGGAUGAGAAACCCGAGCACAGCCGGGAGGACCCCCAAUCCUCCGACUCCACCCUUAAAUCUGAAUCGAUCGCUCCGACCGGGGAGAACGAAAAGGAGAUGGACAACGUUUUUGACAAAGACUUGGAACGGAAUGCAUCAGACUCGGACGUCAACGUCCCGGAAGAACAGCUGGAGAAAGCCGAAGAGCGACAACGGGACCCCAACCUCGUCGAGUUUGACGGGCCCAACGAUCCGGAAAACCCCCACAACUUGCCCUACUGGAGAAAAUGGGUCAUCACCAUGUCGAUGGCUUGCAUGACCAUGUGGAUCACCUUCGCAAGCAGUGUCUUCUCGACGGCCACCGUGGUGACGGCCGAGGAGUUCGGUGUCUCGAGCGAGGUCAUGAUCCUGGGAACCAGUCUGGUGGUCUUCGGAUUCGCCCUCGGUCCCCUGAUGUGGUCUCCUCUCUCGGAGCUCUAUGGGCGCCGCAUCCCUCUGUUCUCUGGUUAUCUCCUCUUCGCCAUCUUCCAGAUCCCCGUCGCCGUGGCCAAGAACGUUGAGACUAUCCUCGUCUGUCGAUUCCUGAUUGGACUGUUCGGUUGCUCUCCCCUUGCGGUCGUCGGCGGCGCAUUGGCCGAUUUCUGGGAUCCUGUUGACCGUGCCAUCGCCAUUGCACUGUUCGCAUCAGCUACCUUCGCUGGUCCCACGCUUGGACCCAUUGUCGGUGGUUUCCUUACUGAUUCCAGCCUCGGCUGGCGAUGGACUGCUUGGAUCACCUUGAUCGCCUCGGCGGCGUUUGGACUGCUGGCUUUCAUCAUCAUCCCCGAAACCUAUGCGCCUGUCAUCUUGAAGCGUAAAGCAGCCCGUCUCCGCAACGAGACCGGAAAUACCGAACUGUAUGCGCUGCUGGACAAGAGCCGCCCGACUGCGAAGGACAUCACGACCAAGUACCUUCUGCGGCCGGUUAUGAUGCUGUUUCUCGAGCCCAUCUUGCUCCUGAUCACCCUCUACCUGGCUCUGGUGUACGGAAUCCUGUAUCUGUUCUUCGAGGCCUAUCCUGUCUCCUUCGAGGACGUACGGGGUUGGACGAAUGAAGGUCUUGCUGGACUCCCCUUUGUGGGAAUCCUGGUCGGAGUGGUCUGUGGUGUGGUAUUGAUUGUCUGGCAGACCAAGACCCGGUUUGCCCGCAAGCUGGCCAAGCAUGGGCGGGUGACCCCGGAAGAACGACUGCCGCCGAUGAUGAUCGCCUCGGUCCUCCUGCCCAUCGGCCUGUUCUGGUUUGGCUGGAGCUCGCACCCGAGCACUUCCUGGGUCGCCCAGGUCUUCGCCGGCAUCCCCAUCGGCAUGGGCAUUCUGGUCAUCUUCAUGCAGGGUCUCAACUACAUCAUCGACGUGUAUUUGAUGUUCGCCAAUUCGGCCAUUGCGGCCAACACCCUCAUCCGCAGCAGCCUGGGUGGCGCGUUCCCCCUCUUUGCCACGCAGAUGUACGACAAACUGGGCGUGGACUGGGCGUCCAGCUUGCUCGGAUUCAUCACCCUGGCCAUGAUCCCCAUCCCCAUCCUCUUCUUCUUCUACGGCAAGAAGCUGCGCGCGAUGAGCAAGUUCAGUCCUAAGCUGUGAGC
Molecule: messenger RNA, 1816 nt
Organism: Aspergillus saccharolyticus JOP 1030-1
Lineage: Eukaryota; Fungi; Ascomycota; Eurotiomycetes; Eurotiales; Aspergillaceae
Product: MFS transporter
Exons: 2
Coding region: 180-1814 (544 amino acids)
Biological process (GO): transmembrane transport
Molecular function (GO): transmembrane transporter activity
Source: RefSeq, a predicted model, not a curated record